UUCCGCUCUUGGAUUUUGGAAGUUGGCUGUUGGUUGGCUUGGCUUGGCUUGGUCUCUUUGAAAUCUCAAUUACCUCCUGAAUGUCGGAGAAAAUAAAAUAAAAUUACUUAAAAUUUAUUGAAACUAUAAUAAUAAGUUACGUUACCAUUUAAAAUGGCUGAUAACAGCGGUGAUUUUAAACGCAAUUCUAAUCGUGACUCAAAUCAAGAUGGCGAGGACGCGUCUAAUAAUAUGAACGAAAAAGCUGGCGAAUACAUGCGGGAAUUACUUGCAGAAAAAAUAAAACUAACUAACUCUAAGUUUCCUAUAUCAUGCAGACUUAUUGAUACAGAGGUUGCAAAAGUCCAAUCAUUGGGUCGUGUCCCACCAAAAGAAUCCAAGUAUGUUGAUGUCAUGCAUGAAAAACCUAUUAAGGUGGCAAUCAAAGUUAUUGUGCCAGUGAAGGAAUUUCCAAAGUUCAACUUUGUAGGUCAGUUGUUAGGACCGAAGGGUAAUACAUUGAAACAACUCCAAGAAGACACAAUGUGUAAGAUGGCUGUUCUAGGCAGGGGGUCUAUGAGAAGCAAGGAAAAGGAAGAAGAACUCCGCAACUCUUUGGACCCAAAGUAUUCACAUCUAACAGAUGAGCUCCAUGUGGAAAUCUCAGCCCGGGCACCACCAGCUGAAGCACAUGCCAGAAUUGCCUAUGCUCUUGCUGAAAUCAAGAAGUUUUUAGUACCACCACCACAGGGUGACAUGAUGGGACCAAAUCCAUUGAUGGAGAGGGAUGGUGACCUUGGGCGGAGACCCCCGCUCCUACAAAACCCUCUGCAGCAAAAACCAGUUCUUUAUGCCGGUUGUACAGUCACCAAACGGUCACUCUCAUAUCAAGACCCAAUACCUAGCUUGAUACAAGGCCCGCCACCACCCAUGCCACAUGCAAGAGGUCGCAUGCCGCCUCCACGACCCAUGCCUCCUCCAAGGCAGAUGCCUCCAGCUCGUCCCAUGCAGCCAUCCCGUCCAAUGCAGCCCAAGAACAAGGUGUUCAGCAUUCUCGACCGCGCACGGUCAGCCAUGGAGACUUCAUCUUAUAAUAAUUAUGAUGAACCCUAUGCUCCAGAACCACCGCAAAUUCGUCCCACUCGGGCUGCACCUGAACAAGAUUAUUACUACGAAAACAGUGGGAACAAUGACCGCUUCUACGAAGACGAUUACUAUAAGGAGGAGCCUCAGCGUGAAUACAAGGCAUCAGCGCGCGAUGUAGGAACACGGCGUCAGAACUCAGGCCCGCAGCGGCACUUCAACCAGCGACCCACGCCCUACUCCAGACAGGCUAAGUAACAAUCUAUUUGUUGCAAGGCUUUACCUCAGCGCACAUUGACUAGGAAUAUGAAACAAUAAAGUGCCCUGAGUUUACUAAACCCAAGAAAAAUUAGAUCGCAGACAAAAGAAGACAAAAAUGAAUUGAUGGACAAACAACUGACGAGAUUAUUAUAACAUUAAAAACAAUCAACUAAAUUAUAACAGAGAUAAUAUAAUGGAUAUCCAUUUUUUAUUAUAAAUUUUAACUUUAUUCGUUCUGAAAUGAACAAAAAUGAUGUACUUUUAUUAUAGUAAGAUACGAAUAGUCGUAAUUUCAGCAUGUUCUAAUUCCUCUACAACCCAAUCAAGUUUAAAACUCGACAAAACUCAAAUAUUGUUGAAACAUGAUGAACAAGCUUAGAUGUAAUUAUGAUUCUUGUGUGAUCUAAAUAAAUACUUUAACUCCAAA
This is a messenger RNA of Leptidea sinapis, 1750 nucleotides long. RefSeq names its product KH domain-containing, RNA-binding, signal transduction-associated protein 3-like. Gene Ontology annotation, cellular component: nucleus. The transcript has 9 exons. The coding region runs from base 154 to 1320 and encodes 388 amino acids. Gene Ontology annotation, biological process: regulation of alternative mRNA splicing, via spliceosome. Gene Ontology annotation, molecular function: mRNA binding. NCBI's taxonomy places the organism in Eukaryota, Metazoa, Arthropoda, Insecta, Lepidoptera, Pieridae. The record is from RefSeq and is a predicted model, not a curated record.